GAGUGUGUGACUAAAGACCCGUCUCAGAGACAGGAGUGAGCACCGCGUGGAUCUCUCCUCAAAAGUUGAGCGUUCAAGAAAGAGUGUGAGCAUUUGUGUGGGAGUCUUUGUGAGUCAGAUUCAACGGAAUACAAAACUUCCCAGAAUUCCACAACAAAAAGCCUGAAAAGAAAAGAAGGAACAAUGUCAAGUGCAAUCAUGAGACGAAGCUCCAGCAAACAGGGUUUGCAGAAUCUUCUGAGAGUGACAGCCCAGCGGAGUAUCGAAGAUGCAGAAGAGAUCGAGAGAGAGAGACGGCGUAGGAUCCGGGAGGCCUUCCGAAAUCAACACAGCCUGUCUGGAUCUACAGGGUCUCCUCAGGACAGUACGAGCCCACCUGAGGCUAGCCUCUAUGAAGGUGACCUCAGCACCUUCAAACCCAGCAGCCCUAUGACUCUGGAUGAGGAUGAAGGCUUCAGCGACUGGACCCAGAGGCUGGAAAGAGGAACACGUCCUAGACCAGAACAGAACGGUCAUGCGGAAGAGCUGCAUGAGGAGGAUAAAAGAGCGAAUGCAAGAUCUAGACAAAAGGAGAAGACCAGUUUCACCACCUCAAUGCAGCAUCACCAAACUCAAAACACAAACCAAGAGGAUGAGGUAGAGGGACAACGACCAGCGAGGAAGAGCAAUGAGAGGGUGAACAGUCAGAGUCCAGAGGAAUGGCAUGAAGACAUCAGACACAUCAAAAGAACUCAAGAGGAAACAAAACCACCAAUGGUGAACAAGAUGAAAGAGGAGAGAAAGGAGGUGAAGGUGUCAUACACUUCUAAAGUCUUCCUACAGCAGGAUAGACUGCCUAAUGGUAAUGGAGUAGCAGCUGUUGAGGAAGUGACAUCACAUUUGGUCAAAACCAAAAGAUCUCCAAGGAUCGUAGGAACAGAUCAAGCCCGUGAGACAAAGAAAGAGAUGGACACAGAUCUGGAGGCAGAGCUGAAGCUCGAGAAGAUUCGUCAUAGCCACCAGGAGAAAGAGAGUCAGAAGCUGGAGCAUUUUCAGCAACGUCAUGCCGAGGCUGAACUGGAGUUUGAGGAACUGAAGAAGAAGAGAGAGGAACGCCACAAAGCCCGUGAAGAGGAUGAGCGUAGGAAAGAGGAAGAGGAAAAGCAGAAACAGGCCAAAAAAGAGGGGGAGAAGAGACAAAUGAAGGAGAUCGAGAGGAGGAGGAUGGAGGCGACAGAGAAGAGAAUGAAGAAUCUCAACACUUCUUCCACAGAUGGCGAUGACCCAUAUAACACUCUAAACCCCAUAAAUCCAACUUUCAAAAUCACAGAGAGGACAGUGUCUUUGAAUCGAUCUUUAAAGAAAAGUAACAGCUUUAAGAAGACUCAGAGACCUGUACUGCUACCCAAGAUUGAUGACAAACUGGAGCAAUACACACAUGCAGUAGAGAGCUCCUUCAAAGAACCAAAGAUGACUAAGUCAGUGGUGGUGGAUGUGCCCUGCGUCUCUGCACCAGUGGCCUCUAAAAAAAACUUGUUUGAAGCCGGAGAGGCCUGGAUUCAAACCACCCCAAAAGGCACGCCUUCAAAGGAUACUGACUGUGUGAAAAUGGGAGUGGCAAACCUGAUCAAUCAUUGGGUGAAAGGAAGUCCGGAGGGCGGGAACAGACACUCCCCCUCCACACCAUCUGAUGUUAAACAUGGAGAUGUUCUGCAGAAGAAGAACAUGUGGGAAAUCAUUGGAGAGGGUUCUGCAGCUGAGAGGUCAGGGCUCGGAGGAAAGGGCUCCUUUAUGGGUAAACGGUACAAGUUUGUUGUGACAGGCCAUGGCAAAUACGAGAAGAUUUCAACUGAUGAUGAUUACAGUGUCUACCCAAAUGGGAAAUCAAGUGAAUUUUCCAAUGAUGACUUGUGAGGAAUUUAAUUUAGCAGCAAAUUAUAUCCAUGACUGGGGUGAUUCACCAAGAUCUCUUUGUUUAUUUUUGGCAUUAAAUGACCUAUAAAUACCACAGUACAUCAAACAACUUAUACUUAAAGAAGUAACAAAUAACAUUACAUUUUAUGUACUUUUCUGUCUUAAAUUUUGAUCAAUUUCUAUCGUUCUAUUUUUGACUGUUCUGUUUUCUUCCUAAUAGAAAACUCAGUUUGUUACAUAUACAAUGUUUGAAGCAAACAAAUUCUCAGAAAUGUGACCAAUUAAUUGCCAUACAUUUUAAAGACUUUUAUUUUGCCUAAGUACUUUUCCUUAGUAUUAAUGUUGAUAUUAUGCCCUCUUUUAACAGUUGUGAAUGUUAAAGAUAGUCCUAGAUGUUUGCUACCUAAAUUUUAAUGUUGAUUAUCGAUGCUGGAUUUUUUUAUAUUCUGAAACAUUGUUACAUUUAUUUAAAUAACAUAAAAUAAAAUAAAUAAAAAAAUAAAAACUUUCUUACCACCAUUAAGAUUAAAUUGAAAUAAAUUUAAGAGUAAGGCAUUCUUUAAUUUCCAGAACCACUUCUAAUAGAGAGGAAAUUAAUGAAGCUAAUUUGUAUGACUUUUGAGUGAUAACCAAUCUUUGCCUUAUCAAUCUUACUUCCUUGGUGUAUGUUAUAUUGUAUUACAAAUAUUUCAUUUUGUUACCUCUCUUGUCAUGUUUUUUGUAGUUCUGUAUAAUGACUACACUCUCUUUUGUUUUCAGGAAAACACUGGAUUUAGUCAAUUUAUCAUAUUUAUGAUAUUAAUAUAAACAUGUUUGUUUAGUUACAAGCAUUUUGUGACCCAUUGGUAUACUGAACAGGGUGGUUAAAAUGGGAAUGUGACUUGUAAUCCAAUAACAGUUUUAGUUUCAAUAAAAGUGAUAUUUUGUUUGAUUCUUAA
Myxocyprinus asiaticus (Chinese sucker) is the source of this 2831-nucleotide messenger RNA. Its product is annotated as non-muscle caldesmon-like. NCBI's taxonomy places the organism in Eukaryota, Metazoa, Chordata, Actinopteri, Cypriniformes, Catostomidae. Bases 184 to 1893 code for a protein of 569 amino acids. Gene Ontology annotation, biological process: muscle contraction. Gene Ontology annotation, molecular function: calmodulin binding; actin binding; myosin binding. The transcript has 13 exons. The record is from RefSeq and is a predicted model, not a curated record.